This is a messenger RNA of Lutra lutra (Eurasian river otter), 912 nucleotides long. RefSeq lists its product as uncharacterized. The record is from RefSeq and is a predicted model, not a curated record. NCBI's taxonomy places the organism in Eukaryota, Metazoa, Chordata, Mammalia, Carnivora, Mustelidae.
AUGACUCAUGUGGAAUUGACCCCAAGGCUACCAUGUCAAGUUACAGACAGCAUAAAGGUAACUCCUUUAGCAUUACUUCAAGUCAUGGCUUCAAUGGGGAUGAUCCCAGAAUCACAUUCAGAAGUGAUAGAAUCUGUGGGUUUGUUCCCACAGCCACCAGACAAAGUUGGGAAACCAAUGGAAACCACAAAAAAAGUGAGUGUAAGCACUAAACCAUCAUAUCAAGUCACUAAACCAGUGGAGGUAACACCAAGUGCUCAGCAUCAAGUUAUGGAAUCCAAGAUGACCUCCAGACCCCUGAAUCAAGUCACAGAUAAUGUGCAGGUAACUCCUGCAGCAUUGCUUCAAGUCAUGGAUUCUAUGGGGAUGAUUAAUGAAUCACAUCCACAUAUCGUAAAACCAGUGGGAAUAACCCCAGGAACACCAUCUCGAGCCAUGAAAUCAGGGGAAAUAACCACAUCGUUGGACCAUAAAGUCAUACCAUCAGGAAAGAUGCAUCCAAAGGCACAAUAUACAGUUGUGGAAACUGUGGAAAUGACUUUUGGGCCACAUCCUGAAGUUACUGAAUCAGUGAAUAUAACCUCAAAGCCACAAAGUCAAAUCACAGGACCAGUGAAGAUUCCUCCAGGGCCAGUAUGUCAAAAUACAAGAUCAUUGGAAAUGAUCUCCAGUCCAUUGCAUCAAGUUACUGAUUACACGAAAGUUACUCCAGUGGCACUAUUACAAGCUAUGGAUUUCGUGGGAAUAAUUCCACCAGCACCGCCACAUGUUAUAAAAUCUGGAGAUUCACAGUCUGAAAUUGCAACUUUGGCCCCAGGAGCAGUUCAACCAGUUAGUUUGACAUCUUCUAGCUCUCCUCCUACUAUUGGUUCACCUGGAGUUGUGGAAUCUGUGCAGAAUAUUUGGGGGUAA